AUGUCUACAGGGAAUUUGAAGUACUGCCUCGUGAUUCUUAAUCAGCCUUUGGACAGCUGUUUCCGCCUUCUCUGGAGUAAAGCUGUUUUAAAAGCCUGUGCUGACGGAGGUGCCAACCGCCUGUAUGAUGUCACCCAAGGAGAGCGGGAAAGCUUUUUGCCAGAGUUCAUCAAUGGAGACUUUGACUCUAUCAGGCCUGAAGUCAGAGCGUUCUACACCGAUAAGGGCUGUGAUCUCAUUUCAACUCCUGACCAAGACAACACCGAUUUCACCAAGUGCCUCCAAGUGCUACAGGGGAGGAUCAUAAAGAGCGGCCACCAGGUGGACAUGAUCGUGACUCUGGGCGGGCUGGCCAGCCGCUUUGACCAGAUCAUGGCAUCGGUGAACACCCUGUUUCAAGCCAGCAGGAUCACCCCUCUGCCAGUCACUAUCAUCCAAGAGGAGUCCCUCGUCUGCCUGCUGCAGCCGGGCAGACACAGACUACACGUGGACACGGGACUGGAAGGGGACUGGUGUGGCCUUAUUCCCAUUGGAGAACCCUGCAGCCAAGUGACCACGACAGGCCUCAAGUGGAACCUCACCAAUGACCUGCUUGGUUUCGGGACUCUGGUCAGCACAUCCAACGCCUAUGACGGGUCCGGAGUGGUGACUGUAGACACGGACCGGCCUCUCCUCUGGACCAUGGCCAUCCGACAGUAG
Molecule: messenger RNA, 699 nt
Organism: Chrysochloris asiatica (Cape golden mole)
Lineage: Eukaryota; Metazoa; Chordata; Mammalia; Afrosoricida; Chrysochloridae
Gene: TPK1
Product: thiamin pyrophosphokinase 1
Exons: 7
Coding region: 1-699 (232 amino acids)
Biological process (GO): thiamine metabolic process; thiamine diphosphate biosynthetic process
Molecular function (GO): thiamine diphosphokinase activity; thiamine binding; ATP binding
Source: RefSeq, a predicted model, not a curated record